Molecule: messenger RNA, 729 nt
Organism: Exophiala bonariae
Lineage: Eukaryota; Fungi; Ascomycota; Eurotiomycetes; Chaetothyriales; Herpotrichiellaceae
Exons: 2
Coding region: 1-729 (242 amino acids)
Cellular component (GO): Mis6-Sim4 complex
Source: RefSeq, a predicted model, not a curated record
AUGGAAGAGGAUUCGAUCACCGCUACCAAGGCGGCGUUCAUAAGAUCCCAACUGAAAUAUCUAUCGGCCCCUUUACAACCAUCAACAGCAUGGCGAGAUUUUGCGCCAGAACCAGGAGACGGCCAACUCAAUGAUAAAGCCAUACAAGACAUUGUUUCCAAAGUUGAUGAUAAGAUCAAAGCCCACCACAGAAUGAUCUUCUCCACCCAAUCUCAACGCCAUAUCGCAGAACAAAUAGAGGCGCUGUAUUGGAAUAAGGCCACUGCCGAACAAGACCGUGCGGAAAUAGAUACAGUCGCGAUCCGACGAGAGGUAGAUCUUACAGAGACCGCUACGAUCGAAAGUCUGCCCGAAGAUUACACCGAGUUACACCUCCACCAGGAUUACAAGGUGCAGGACGAUGAAGCUUCAGAAUACCUAGAACUGCGUGGUCAAUUGGUGGAGAUGGCUCUGAAGCGAGACGCUCUGAAACGGAGAGUUGCGCAGUAUCAGCAACUACAGAAGGCACUGGAUCCGUUGCAAGACCCAGUAGCCAAUAUUCAACCAAACCUCGUGUCCAGAGACGGGGAGUUGAGUCAGGAACUGGAUCGUAUGCGAGUGCUAAUGGCGCGGGUCUCUGCGGGGUUGGCGGAUUUGGAUAGCAGACCUGUGGACAAAGAUCUCAAACAGUCAAGCACGGAAUCAACGACGAAUGCACAGAAAUUGGCAAGAUUGUUGGAAAGAACUUGA